This is a messenger RNA of Acanthochromis polyacanthus (spiny chromis), 1639 nucleotides long. It is a transcript of the gene tsnare1, whose product is annotated as T-SNARE Domain Containing 1. Gene Ontology annotation, biological process: vesicle-mediated transport. Gene Ontology annotation, cellular component: membrane. The coding region runs from base 152 to 835 and encodes 227 amino acids. The record is from RefSeq and is a predicted model, not a curated record. The transcript has 12 exons. Lineage: Eukaryota; Metazoa; Chordata; Actinopteri; Pomacentridae.
UAUGACCAGCCAGCAGGAGCAGGUGGUUUAUGGUCAUAUGAUGUUGUUAGCCGAGGUUGAGGAGCAGCAACAUCUCAGCUGAAUCACAGCUCACAUCACUCCCUACAUUGAAAGGCACCUGCAGUUGACACGUAACCAAACAUCAGGCAAAAUGUCGUACGGUUCCAUUGAUGGAGGUUCCUUUGGCAGUCGUAACCCAUUUGGAGGUCCCAUGAGGCAGGGAUACCAGCCAGUUGCCACACAGGUCAGCCCCUCAGAACUGCAAGAUGUAUUUCAGGAGACGUCCUCCAAUAUCUUCCAGAUCAACGCCAAUGUUGUCACAUUAGAGAAGAAUCUUCAGUCACUGGGGACAUCUAGAGAUACAGCAGAGCUGCGACAGAGUCUACACUCCACUCAGCAGCAAACCAACAAAGUCAUCACCAGCACAAGCCAGCUCAUCAAACAGCUCUCUGAUAUAAUCAGCGGUUCUUCACGGCAAGACCGUCUGCGCCUGACCAGGCUAAAGACUGAACUCUCUGAGUCUGUGCAGCGCUAUGGGGAUCUGCAAAAGAAAAUUGCAGAGCGCUCAAGGGCCCUGCUCCCUCCAGCACAGAAAGACAAGAAGAAGAGUCCUCAGACCCCAUCCACUGAGCAGAUAGAGGACAGUCCACUGUUUGGAGAAGCAGCAAGCUCAGAGGGAGGAGCUCAGGCUUUUUUGUCUGAGAUAAGUGAGGAGGAUGUGGAGGUGCUUCGUCAGAGAGAGGAGGCCCUGCUUCAGAUUGAAAGGGACAUGCUAGAUGUCAGUCAAAUCAUGGAGGAUCUGCCAGCAUGGUCCAUGAACAAGGCGAUGCAAUAGAUAGUAUUGAAGAUUACAUCCAGACCGCAUCAUCGAACGUGGAAUCAGCCAAUCAGGAGCUUGCAAAGGCGAACCAAUACCAGAGGCAGCUGAGGAAGAGGAAGUGCUACCUCCUGGUGGUUGGAGCUAUCGUCCUCACGAUUCUAAUCAUCAUCAUCGCUGUUUCAGCGAGAAAAUGAGACUGACCACUGUGGUAGCUGCUGUCAUUACAGUGUCACUGCGCUGCUGCUGCCCAGCCUGAUCCCUGACCUGAACAGCUGGUUUCCAGUAGGAGGGAGCUGCCCUGCAACAACAUCUCUACUCCAUCAUCUCUGGCUCUGUUUACACGUACAUCAGUCUGAGGAUGAAAGUCUAUCUCAGCAUACUCCCAGUCUGAGCCUCUCGUGUAAUCAUCAUUUUGCUCUUUUUUUUAUGUCAUACCUGUUGGCUGUGACUUUAAUGUUAUCAUCAACGUCACGUGUGAAUUUAGUGAUUACAUCAGAGGCACAAGCAGGGUGUUUCCUUUCUUGGAUGUGAAGUGUUACUGCUUUGUAUCACACACCUUCAGCUCCCAAAUGCUGUUUUAUCAGAAAACCAGGUGAAGGUGGAGAAGCUUCAGGAUGAGACAAAUCAAUCUGAGUUCAACUGUCUUCACUGCUGUAUACUGUAUGCUCCCUUUCUUUUAUGUAUUUUUACUGAGAUAUGCGCAAUAUUUAACAGCUUGUAGUGUAAUUUAAUCACUAUUAUAUUGUAGUGUUUCUUCGCAUUGGUAAGUAUUGUUUGACCAAAUAUAUCUUCCAAAAUAAAAUUCUAUAUCAACAGCAA